CGUGAUUUUCUCGCACCUGCGAGACAGUUUUGGAGGGUUUUGUGUAUUUGGCGAAGUCUGUGGGUUCUUGGUUCGAAUCCCGAGAAUUUCAACACAAGACGAGUGAUUGAGUGCAGUGAACAUGUUCCUAUAGAAGCAUCACAAUGGUUCGAAGGACCCCGAGAUCAGGGAAGAAUAAAAAGGACACAUCAGCAGAAAUAAAUGAAGAUUCUUUUGAAAAAGCUAAAAAGGGGAAACAAACCUCCUCCAAGGGUAGUGGACCAAAGCCCAGGAGAAGUGCUGAAGUUUCCAUAUCACCAAUUAAAAGUCCUGCAGCUGAAAAGGAUGAAGAAUUGAUUGAGAGUGAGGCUCCAGAUGAAAAUGAGGCUGAUUCACCACAAAGAGAUGGCGGUCCUUCAAAGGAGGACCUUCUUUCCUCUCUCGCUCUUUCAGACAAGAAAAAACUGAAAGCAAAAGAGGAUGAAGAAAAGCAGCUCCCCAAAAUACGCUCUUCCAAGAGAACACGUAUGCCCAAUGUCAGACUGGAAGACCAGGAAAAGAGCGAGGAUUCUAAUAAUAAGAAGAAGAGUGUGAAGAAAGAUGGAAGUAACUCAGCUGGAAAAGACAAAAGCAAUCCCAGUGUUAAAAAAACAGAACUGUCAGGUAGUCCGAAGCCUGCAUAUAUCAGUGACUUUGAUGAUGGUGCUGGUGAGGAGUCGGUGAAGAAUAAAUCCAAGGAACAACAAUCAAAAGAUGAGUCUUUGAAUGACAAGAACAACCAUGACAGAGAGGACGUGACACCAAAGUUAAAGAAACGAAAAGGCAAAGAAACUAAAAAACAAUCUAAAACAAAGGGAGACAACUCUGUUGAAGUGCAGGAUACCAGUGUAAAUGAUUCAAAUACUGUGAAUACUUCAAGAGGAAAAUUAAAAGGAAUUGUUGACAAGGAAAAGGAAGAAGAUUCAUUGGAUGAAUCAUUUGAUGCAACAACGUUGCCCACAUCAACUCCAUUACCAAGUCGAGGUCGAGGUCGGGGCCGAGGUCGGCCAAGGGGCAGUAGAGGAAGAGGUAGAGGUAGAGGUGCUUAUCGGAGAGAGAAAGGUGAUGAUGAAAAUAAUUCUUCUCGACAUAGCACCUCUGUGGAUGGGGACAGUAGUAUAUCCUUCAGAACAAGCUCAAGGAAAAGAAAAGCGAAGAAAUAUUGUGAUGACAUUGAGUUAGGUUCAGACAUUGCAAGUGACAGUAAUGGUAGUGAUGAGGAGGAGGAGGAGGAGGAGGAGGACAGUAAGAAAAAGAAAACUAAAAGAAGAAAGGUUAAUGUAAGUGAUGAGGACAGUACAAGCGAGGUUUCGACCGUGGGACGCAAACCCAAGGGCAGAGGGAAGAAGAGAAGUUUGGAUGAAUCUUGUGAACUGGAAUAUACCCCUGUGGCUAAAAGAGGCAGACCAAGGAAAACACCUACCAUUCAAAUAAAAUCUCCAGAAAUUGUGCAGGCAUCCACUUUGUGUACGAGAUGCGACAAGGAUCUUAUAACUCUGGCAGGACUCAAGUUCCACCUCAUGACAGAACACCAGGCACUGUGGGCCAAGGAUUGCCCUGAAGGAAAGACGGACAUCGCGGCGCUGAAGAGGAUCAUGAAGGCCCAGGGGAAGCUGGUGUGUCAGAAGUGUAGGAAGGAGCUGCGGCACUACCACUACUACGUCCACCACAUCCAGUGGUGUGGCCGGGAGGAGGAGCGCACGGUGUGCGAGGUGUGUGGCCGGUCCCAGAAGUCCAUGUGGUACCACGCCCACCUGGUGUAUCACAAGAAGAGGGACAAUGAUGAGGAGAAGUUCAAGGUGCAGGAAGAGAAGGACCAAAAAGAAAAAGAAGAAGGGGGUGAAGAUCUCAACAAGCUGGGGAAGAAGAAAAGAAAAUCAGCCAAAAAGGCCAUGCAGACCUUGGCUGAGAUCGGGGCAGACGAGAAGAAGACAUCUCGGUCUGGUCGGAGGAAGGGGGACUCAGAAGAUGACUACAGUGGAGCAGAAGACAGCGAUGUUGACAGAGACUUUCAAGGCAGCGGUGACGAAGAAGAAGAAGAAGAUGAUGAUGACGCUGAUCAUGAAAUUGAGGAUAAUGAGGGUGUUACAACCAAGGAUAAAGUGAAAAUGAAGAAAUCCUACAGAAGCUAUACAACAAACAGUCCUUACUUCAGUGAUCAUCCGGACUUCUUCCUUGAAAUACUGGCAGCCAAGGAACAAGAAGACAACAAUGUCCUCUUCCCAAAGUUGAUACCCAGAAACAACAACUGGAAGGAGUUGCCGACAGAGGAAGCCGGAAGUUACAUGACGGAUAGGAAUAGUCAUCCAUUUGUUGUGAAACGUGGCAAUGAUAAAAACGAUGCCAAACAACUGAGAAUCUCCGAAUGCAUCACAUCCACAGGUCAUUCAACCUGCUACACAGGGUACUCCGUGUGGGGCCUGGCCUGGUGCCCUGUACCAUUCAAGAAAACAGCCAAUCAAAUUGCAGCAGUGUCUUGUAACUUAACAUCGGAUCACGCAACAAAUAAGACGUUCAGUGAACCCGCAGUUGUACAAAUCUGGGACUUCGGAGAGUUAACCUGCAACAACAGUUCCACUCCCGAUCCCAAACUUGCAUUCAGUAUUGGCCAUGACUACGGGAGUGUGUGGCAGGUGUGCUGGUGUCCUAAAGGGGUUUGGGAGGAACCCGUCGUCACGCUGGACAAUACAAAGGAGGAUUUCCCCAGGCUGGGCCUACUGGCGCUGGGUUGUUCUGAUGGAACCGUCAGAAUCUUCAGUAUUCCGCAUCCACAAUUCUUGGCAGCUACAAGUGAUGUGUACUUCCCUACAGAAGAACAGAUACAAAGGGAGAGAACUCCUCCUGUCUACAAGGCUCAACCUUGCCUCACACUAACGAGCAGACCCAACUCAGACACCGGCAGCUGUUUGUGCGUUGACUGGCAGAAGGCAGGAGGCAGUCAGUUCAUCCUGGCAGGCUACUCACAAGGAUGUGUCCAGGUCUAUGACCUCAUCACAACUUCUCCCCUACUGAGAGUGCUGAACAACACAGUGGAGAGUAUCUUCCCUUCUCGUGCCUUCCCUGCUCACCUCCGAGCCGUCACAGGGUGCUCAUGGAGUGAAACGGUCCCGUCCUGUUUUUCAACCGCUGGUCGAGACAAGGUGGUGAUGUUCUGGGAUAUGGACAAUCCCAAUCGACCAUACGACAAGUGGUUAUCAUCCGACAUGGGCAUGCUGACUAGUAUCAAGUGGGCGAGCAGAGUGUACAACGGAGUGGUCACUGCGCAGGACGACUGCCUCCACUUGGCUCACAACACAUCCUAUUACCAGGAAACUGGCUUCAGUGGCCUCCAUGGCUUCUUCGACAAGGCGCUGUGUGUCCACAACUCGGUGGUGUGGGAUGUGACGUACUCACCCCACUUCAAUGUGCUGCUGUCCUGUGAUGGUAGCGGCUGUGUCGUGGCUGUGAAGACUGUCGACCUGCGGAUUCCGUCAUCUAAGUUCACCAAGGGAACCCCCAGAAGUAAAGCGAUUCUGUACACGACCCAUAUCACAAGUCCAUCAGCUGAAGAGAAGUCUGAAGCCGAGUCACCAUCCGAGGAGUCAGAUCAGCCCUGCAUUGAGUUCAGCGACAGUGAACAUAUGAGUCACAUCCGGGCACUCAACUCCAAGGAUGACACUGGCUAUAAGAUGCCAAGCAUUUCGGUUGGCGCCAUUGAUGCUGCUCCGCUACAAUCUGUGUACAGAAUAUCAGUGAAUCCCAACUUGGAGAGCUGCACCUGGAUACUGAGUGGGGGCGAGGCUGGCUUUCUGCGGCUCCACAACCUGUGUGGCAUGUUGACAAGCACAGCCAAGACAGAGCUCGGCAUCUCGUAGCAUCGAGCUGCACCUCCCAAACCUAACUUACAAGAAACUGAUGCCUUUAGAGUGAUGACUAGAAGGGCAGCCAUCGUGAGUGGGAACAGUUUUACAGACACAUAUGCAGAUGUAGACUACUGAUGCUUUGGAAUACAUAUACCUCCUUAUGAUCAGCUUGCAUAUCCCCAUACUCGUUACAGUUAGAUAGCAGGACUUGUCAGCUUGCAUAUCACUUGAAACAGUAUGGCCAUGCCAAUAUUUCUGGCUUACAGAUUUAAAAAAACCAAUCAAACACAGCAGGGGUUGAUUUGAUGGUAUUUACAAAGAAACUGGUGAAUGUUGAUAUAGAAGCUAAACAAUUAUUGAUGGUAAUUUGGAAAUGACCAUUCCAUAAAGUCAUCUGAGUGCUAUGACAGUCGUGUGUACCAUACUCUGACAUACAAUAGUCAAGGCUGAAUGAUAUUAAGAUGUUGUGUGAUGAGUAGUACAUGAGGAAAACAAUCAUUCAAGUCUCAUUAUGUACAUUUAAUAUUGUAUAUAGGUUGUAUAUAUAUCUAUAUAUGGUCAUGUUACCAUAGUUACAGAGGAGACAAAUCCUGUUCAACUUUCUGUGUUCAGUCUGGUGUUUAAGAAAUUUAAAAACGAUGACUUGAAUUUUACAUUAUAAAUCAAUUAACUUUGAUGUUUGGAUAUGUUGUCAUACAAAUAGGAUGUGGUUUGGGCUGGACUGGACACAUGUUGACCUUCACUUCAUAAUGAACAAAAUUAAACAUUUAUAUACGUUGUUGUCUCCUGACCUUAGUCUGUGUAUAAACUGUGCAAUGCUUAUUGCGAUAUUGUGGAAAUCUUCUAAAACUUUGCACACUUGCUCCCAUAUAUAGUUUUGAAGCAUGCAUCAGUUCUAUGCCCAAAUCGUAUAGUAUUCAUACGCCAACAUCUCCAAACAUCCAGACAGAUUUAUAUCUCAUCUGGGCCCCGCCCCACAAAGCGAUCAUAGCGCUACGACUGUCGUAAGUCUGUGUUAAAGUAUCGGAGUUACGAUCGUCUUAGCGCUACGAUCGCUUUGUGGAACGAGACCCUGCACACGAAGAAUAUCACCAUCAGGUGUUUAGUAGUAUGUUUCAUCAGGAGUCUUCAAUUUAAGGAUGUGACAUCAUGCAUCACUGAUUAUCAGAUACACUCUCAUUGUCACGGAUCAUCACGAGGGGCAUUUUCCAGGUUUGUCAAGUGAGAAAUGGAAUGACACGUGUAAAUGAUGACUUUUGCCAUUUGCAAAUACAUUGUAAUGAUUGGUUAUUCCAUACAGAUUUCUUAAUGACACAAUCUACAUGAUCUAGACAUUGUAAUUGUUCAGAACGUUUGCAUUGGAAGUACUGAAUUGUUAUUUUCUUGUUCAUGCAUAAUCCAUAUUUAGGUUUCUGUGUACCUUAAAUUCUUGUGAACAUCAUCUGUGUUCAUUCUGCUGUUCAAUCUACAGCUAUAAACUUAGACCAUAAUGAUUUUGCUAGAUUUGACAAGACCUCAAAACUUCCACAAAUGUCAAAUUCAGUCUUGACUUGUGACACCAGCAUCCUAGUGUGUGCUUCCAUGUAGGUCCUUGACCUUCCACUUGUUGUCAAGGCAACUGGGUCCGCUGACCUCUCUACCUGGUAGGAUGUUAUAGGUGUCCCAGAAAGAACCAAAGCUGUCUUAUGGCUAGCCUUGAGUGGGUGUUUGACACUGAGUCUGGCUAGACAAACCAAUGGUUGAUAGCUUGAGCAAACAUGAUGCACAAUCCACCCAAUUAUAUUUGUUAAUGUGUGUGCAUACCAUGAUCCUGAUGUUCUUGACACCCCUGGUUUGCCUAGUCCAGGCUUGAACUCAGCAUCAAGAUCCAGCUGUACUGUUGCUGAGGAUGACAUUGGUGUCGUACUUCUUCCAUUCACAGGGCCACAUGCUGUCAGGUUCAAGGAGUGUAUGGAGUGGCUGUGUUGGCCACUGAUUCUGUGCAUGUUUGGGAAUGAUUCUUUCGUAAUGGGUUUAUGCAGUAAGACUUGUAUUUUUCUAAUAUGACAGCAUUGACUGUUGAUUAAGUUCUUACUUUGUUUUUAGUGUUUUUAGAAUGAGAUGUGCAAUAAAGUUGUGUUCAUGUUU
Haliotis rufescens (red abalone) is the source of this 5987-nucleotide messenger RNA. Its product is annotated as general transcription factor 3C polypeptide 2-like. Gene Ontology annotation, biological process: transcription by RNA polymerase III. The coding region runs from base 144 to 3872 and encodes 1242 amino acids. NCBI's taxonomy places the organism in Eukaryota, Metazoa, Mollusca, Gastropoda, Lepetellida, Haliotidae. The record is from RefSeq and is a predicted model, not a curated record. Gene Ontology annotation, molecular function: protein binding. The transcript is spliced from 21 exons. Gene Ontology annotation, cellular component: transcription factor TFIIIC complex.